Molecule: messenger RNA, 2927 nt
Organism: Notechis scutatus (mainland tiger snake)
Lineage: Eukaryota; Metazoa; Chordata; Lepidosauria; Squamata; Elapidae
Gene: CRISPLD1
Product: cysteine rich secretory protein LCCL domain containing 1
Cellular component (GO): extracellular region
Source: RefSeq, a predicted model, not a curated record
CGCCUCGGAGCUUGGGAUAAAGGGCUGGCAGCGAGAGGCGCUCCGCUCCCCAGCAGCCGCCUUCCCCUUUAGAGACGCGAAGCUUGCCAGUGCUAUCGUGGGGGAAGGAAGACUAGAGACAUCACUGUGAACUGCCACUUGGGCACAAAUUUGGGAGCGCACAAGUUGGCAGCAGGCGCCUACGCGCUCCCAGCAGGGCCGGAGGUAGCUCGUCCUUUUCUGCCACUUUGCUGCAAACUUCAACGACGCUCAGCGACCUUCGAAGCUGUGUGGCUCCACCGCGACCCCAUUUCAAAAAGAGGACCGAGCCAACAGAUCUGAAAGCAGCUUUUGGUUUGGAAUUAACCCAGAAGAGUUUUGACAUCAUUCAUCAUGAACAGUGAAGAAUGGUUUAGAGUAACUGCUUUGCUAGUCAUAGCUCAGGCAGUUUCUACGAUGGUGCUCCCCAAUUCAACAGUAUUUGAGGACAUGCUGGAAAAAUACAUGGAUGAAGAUGGUGAAUGGUGGAUUGCAAAGCAAAGAGGAAAAAGAGCUAUCACUGACAAUGAUAUGCAAAGUAUCUUGGAUAUUCAUAAUAAAUUGCGGGGUCAAGUUUAUCCACAAGCUUCCAAUAUGGAAUACAUGACAUGGGAUCCAGAGUUGGAAAGAUCAGCUCAGUCCUGGGCUGAGACAUGUCUUUGGGAACAUGGACCUGCAGGUCUUCUUCCAUCCAUUGGUCAGAAUUUGGGAGCACAUUGGGGAAGAUAUAGACCUCUAACAUUUCAUGUCCAAUCAUGGUAUGAUGAAGUGAGAGACUUUACUUACCCAUAUCCUCAAGAGUGCAAUCCUUAUUGCCCCUAUAGAUGUUCUGGUCCUGUAUGUACUCAUUAUACUCAGGUGGUAUGGGCAACAAGUAACCGAGUAGGCUGUGCAGUCAACCUGUGUCAUAAUAUGAAUGUAUGGGGACAGAUAUGGCCAAAAGCAAUUUACUUAGUAUGCAAUUAUUCACCCAAGGGCAAUUGGUGGGGACAUGCCCCAUACAAACACGGCCGUCCAUGUUCUGAAUGUCCCCCAAGUUUUGGGGGAGGCUGCAGAGAAAAUCUUUGUUAUAAAGAAAGUUCAGAAAGGCAUUACUUUCCAGAGAUAGAAACCAAUGAAGUUGAACGACAUCAGUUACAUGUUCAGAAUGCAUUACAAAAUCAAGUGCAAUCACAAGCAUCUCCCCGUGAUAAUAGUGAAAGAAAUGAAGUCAUAAGCAAACAACAGAUGUCUCAAAUUGUUUCCUGUGAACUACGGUUAAGAGACCAGUGCAAAGGAACAACAUGUAAUAGGUAUGAAUGUCCUUCUGGAUGUUUGGACAGCAGCGCCAAAGUUGUGGGAAGUGUCUAUUAUGACAUGCAAUCAAGCAUCUGUAGAGCUGCAAUACAUUAUGGUAUCCUAGACAAUGAUGGUGGCUGGGUUGAUGUUACCAGACUAGGAAGAAGAAAUUACUUCAUAAAGUCCCAAAGAAAUGGAGUCCAGUCAGUUGGGAAAUAUCAAUCGGCUAAUUCAUUCACUGUCUCUAAAAUAACAGUACAAGCUAUCACUUGUGAAACUACGGUAGAACAGUUAUGUCCAUUUUAUAGGCCAGCCACGCAUUGCCCAAGGGUCCACUGUCCUCAUAACUGUAUGCAGGCAAAUCCACAUUACGCCCGAGUGAUUGGAACUAUAAUUUAUUCUGAUAUGUCUAGUAUCUGCCGAACAGCAGUACAUGCUGGAGUAAUUCGCAAUGAAGGCGGCUUUGUAGAUGUCAUGCCAGUGGAUAAGAGAAGAAUGUACACUGCUUCAUUUCAAAAUGGCAUUUUUUCAGAAAGUUUACAGAAUCCUCCAGGAAGCAAAGCAUUCAGAGUAUUUGCAGUGGUUUGAAGACAAGAAAAUGGCUUCUAUAAUAUCAAAUGCAAAUUUUUACAAGAAACAAAAUUCAUUUUGAUAUGCUUCAAGUUUGUAUAAUAGUGUAAUAUGGUUGUACAGAAGAUAUAUACUAUUUGGUGAUUAGAAGAGUGUUUAACUACAUGAGAAUCUUAAUGAAAAACAAUUUAAAAUGUUAAACAUUGAAAAUUGCAUUUGAGAAGCGAUGAUGAUGGAAAAGUAUAUUAAUCCUGUGUUAAAUAUUGCUAUAUUUUCUUAGCAUUUAUUUCUAUGCGGUGCAUUCAAAACUCAUAAACGUUCCACAUUUUGUUUUUAAAAAAGAUUACAUAAAUAGUACGGUUAAGUUUUAUAUAUGCCACUAACAUUAACUGGAAAAGUAUAUUUGUGAUAAAAGUUAUAACUCUUGUAUAUAGAAUGUACCAUUGUUUAAAACUUUAAAACUAAAAAGAAGUCCUGAAGCAAGGUAUAAAAACAUAUAAAAAGAUUAGGAAAUGUUGCCAGUUUUACAUAAUUUUUUUCACUGCCUUACAAGUAAGUCUUUUUACAAAAGAAUUUCAUUAUCUUUGAAUAUACAAACACUCAUACUAGCAGGUUAAUUAUUAUAGAAAAUUUUAAAAUUGCAUUUUAGUAGAUGAACUUUUUUAAAAUAGGAAAACAUGGUUGGAUCCCACUAAUGUCUUACUGAACAGUCAUUACAUCAUAAAGUGCAAGCAUACUCAUGAAUUGAUUUUAAUGUUAUCCAUAUACAGACGUCAGUAGGAAUGACGUUUGAAUACAGGUCAUCCUUGAGUUACAAAUGUAAUAGAUCCUGCCAUUUGCAUUUGUAACCUAAGGAUUCGUUGACUGGAUCAUGUUUGUUUCCCUGCUUUCCUCAAUGCAUUCAUUAAUCGAAUGCAUAGGUUGUUAAGUGCAGCUGAACUAUCUCAUGGGAGAUAGUGCUAGAACAUGCCAACUGCUUCUGAACACCAAGGCCUCCCCCAACUCACUGAGAUAUCUCAUGCUCCCUUGGGGUCCCCAUAGUUGUUUUCCCCCAUCUUGCC